AUGUUUCAGUUUCAACCAAAGAAAACAGAAGAAGUUGAAAGUGACUCUGACUGGGACAGCCUUCCUGGAGAUGUCCAAGAACCAACCUCUAGCCCUGAUUCAACUCCCAGACACCAACCAGUCCCUCCACCUCAUUCUCCAAAGGGGCAUGUUUCUCAGAAGAGACCUCAGAUUAAGUCACAGGCAGCAACCCCAGAGAAAAACUCAAUAACUAAUUCACCAGUAACACAGCCCAUAUCCAAACCUGGGACACCUGCAUCAAACAGACCAAGUCAGCUAUAUGGUAAACCUGGAAUUACCACCUUUGUUGACAGGAGCUUGAGUGCUGACAGUGGCUUGGAGAAUCGUCAGAACAAGGAGCUGAGCCCAGAUAUGAAUGAGAAUAGAUUGCAGCAAGACAGACUGGGAAGACAAAAUGAAGGAAUCCAUUUAGAAAUGAAUGAAGUGGAUCAUUAUGGACAUAAUCCACCAUUUACAGAUUUUCAAGGUACUGUUGCACUUAAAAAGCUACAGGCUAUAGCCUGCAGAAUAGGCCACAUUUUUGUGCAUCUUAGAGGCAAAGAGAGGCAAGCCAAAAAAAUUAUGCUUUUCUGCUUUUGUGUGUCUCAUGGGUUGCACUUGCCUCAUGCUUGCCUCUUCUUGCUUUUAAAAUGCCAAAAUGACUUCUGUCCUGCUGGUCAUUGAUAACUAUUUUACUGUCAGGAGUAGAAUUUUUAUCUUUUUCAUCCCCUGAGUAUUCUUUUGUAAUGGUGGUUUAUUCUUCAAAUUCUUACGUCAGCCAAUCUCCCUAAACAAAAUAUUGGAAAACUUACACAAAGUGAGAAACCUAAGGUGGGAAAAGUCAAGUCAUCUUAUUUGACAACCAAGCAAGCAAAUCAUGGGAACCAUUCUUGGGAUUCUGACAGUGAACAAGAACAAGAAUUGGUGUCACAUAGCAGAGAACCAUUGACACCCCGCCAAAAAAAUUCCAAAGCAGAUAACCAUGAAGAAAAAAGUGUACACCCAGAACAUGAAACAGCCAUAGUAGAGAAUCAUGACAAGGUUCUGAGUUUAGAAACAUGCUGUGUGCCUCUGGAAAGUGAAAGAAAAAUAAGUGGGUAAGUGAUUGAUGUCUGUGUAAUAAUCAGCAAUUGCUUUCCUGUUCAUUCAUGAAUACAAUUUGUAUAUAUGCAAAAUUACUUUUAAGUUGUUUGAAUAUUACAGAUGGAUGUUGUCUAUCUUAUUGUAUGUGUGACAGUUAUAGAGGACGAUUAGUCAGAUGAUUGUGAUAUUGACUUUGGCUUGGGUCAUCGAAACAUCAGACACUGUAUCAGACAGGAAGUGUUGUUAUUCUUAAAACUACCCUCACACUGAAAGUCACAUAACCCACACAAGAGAGAUGUGCUCUGCAGAGUUUUCUGUUUUGUCAUUGGUGAUUUUCCUUAUGCAGACUCAUGCAUCUCUAGAAGUGGCUUUACAGCAGUAAGAUGGAUUGGAUUUGAACAUACAGCUUUCAAUAUGCAUGUGGUAGACUUUGAUAUCAGUAGAGGGAAAUUAUUGUGCUUUGAGGUAAUAUAAAAUUGAUUAACAAUUGAUUACCUGUAGGUGUUCAUAUUAUUUUGAUCACGGUCACAACCAUCAUCUUGAUGUUAGACCAGAAUGGAAAGAAGCUUACAUGAAAGGAGUAGCAGACAGGUAAAAUCCCUUUUUUCAGUGGCAGUUAAUUUGCUAUACAUGUACAGUACUGCUUGCGUAUACGUUAACAGAAAAACGCGAAUAAAAUGCACAAAAAAUCGCAUGCAAUUGCAAAUAAAAAAAAUCGUGCACAUCAAAAAAACGCACGUGUGUGCACGACUUUUAGAUCACCCACCCCUAUAAUUGUUACUUCAAAACCUCUUGAAACCUGACAUCCUCUUUAAUUCAACCUAUUAGGUUUACAUAUUAUGAAAGAGCGAUGUAUUUAAGUCAGUGUUCAACUGUUUCUUUAUCAGCAAUUAUAGUGUGCACAGUACACAAUGGCCACUGCAUGGGAUGUGUGUUUUGUAUGACUGAGACAACCAGUAUAAGAGACCAAAAAAAACACAAUGUGAAUGUAAUAUGUCAGUGAUAAUUGGUAAUAAAUUUAUUAUAAUUAUAAUUAAUAUUUUGAUCAUCCAGGUUUACUGAUACAUUCAUGAUCAAUUUUUCUUUUGUAGAUCUGAAAAAUGGCUUCACUAUUUCUGGCAGGAGUUUUUCAGUGCAGUUCGCAUCAUCACUGACUUUGCAUUCAUCUUUGUAUUGGAACUAUUACGGUUUGUCUUCCACUAUGUUUUGCUCCGCAUACUUGGGGGAAUCAUCAUUGUGGUUGGAGAUCAUUUCUUAAAACCAUACUUGGCUCUGGUUUUUAACCGCAUUAUUCAACCUACCUUGAUUUUCACACGGAAUGUUUUAACUGGCAUUAGAAACCUUUUACAACCAUUAAUGGACAUCAGUAGUGUCUUUAUCGCACAGCUGGGUUCCUUACUGAGGGCAUUUAGGCUGUUUGAACUUAACUGGAAACCAGUGUAUGAAAGAGGACAAAAGCAUGAUGUCCAUGUAUUGUAGUUACUGCUGAUGAUGAGAGCAAACUGAAAGGAUCAGGGAGCUAGGCUCAGCUGUUAAGGAUGUUGAGCAGAUUUGUUGUGUUCAAGCACAUUGUGCCUAAAAAUUUAUUUUACUUUGUUUAUUAAAUUUUAAACCGUUUUACUCCCUAGAUCUCCUAGAAAAGUAACUCAGUUGUUAUUAUCAACCAUAAUUUUCUUGUCUUGUUAAUUCUGAGAAUUUGGUCUUAAGACCUUCAGUCUUAAAUCAAACAACAUCCCAACAUUGAUAUUUUUCUUUAUUCUCCUCACCUGUCUGCUUGGCGAUGUGUUGAUUCUGUAUGGAGAAAGUACUUCUUGGUCAUUCCUAUUAGUGACAGGGUUACAGUGCACAAGGAAGAAACCUUUAAUGUAUCAUAAAUUUAGGGCAAUAUAUGGUAAGAAAAGGUCACUUCCAUUACUGGUUAUAUUUUUUACUCCCAUUUUGUCAGUUAAACAUGCGAUUAACUCAUAAAUCCUCCAGAUGGAUCCCUAUAAUGUUAGUACAUUAUCAAGAAAACAAUUUAAGAGAACAGUCAAAGAAAGGUUGUUAUUCCAAUAGGCCAUCAAACAAUCUUGAUUAUUUUAUAUUUUAAUACAUUAUCUUGCAAACAGUUAAGGACGCAGUCCAAGAGAGGUUGUUAUUGUGAUAAGCCAUCAAACAGUCUUGAUUAUUUCAAGACAAAUGAAUGGCAAGCUAGAAGAGAGAAGUAACCAUCAGAUCUUUGCACCUGAUUCCCUCUUUCUGACAAGAACCCUGUUUGACAAGCUCUGCACUUUAGAUAGUGUUGGUGUGGGUGACUGAAACAUUCCAUUGGAGAUCAGAUUUUGCUAUCACUUGGUUUGGAGUUUUUUUUUUCUAUUUAUAAUCUAUAUAAUACUGUAAAUUUCCAUGAAAAAUCAAGACUUAUGAUACCUGUGGUAUUGAAUGAUUUUAUUAACUGUGAACAAUAAUUGCUUUUAAAAUGUGUCCUUGGUAUUCCCAUUUUGAUUUUGAUUAUGUCUAUAUUUUGACAUUUAAUGCCACUGUAUAACUGGGACCUGGGUAUCUAUGUGCAUCUACUGGUUUCCCAGAUAGUUUUGAACUUUAUUUCUACUUUAAAGAUAUUUAGUCUAUACUUCUAUUUAUCUCAGAAUUUAUCCAUU
Molecule: messenger RNA, 3722 nt
Organism: Pocillopora meandrina
Lineage: Eukaryota; Metazoa; Cnidaria; Anthozoa; Scleractinia; Pocilloporidae
Source: the annotation of a GenBank genome assembly